Drepanopeziza brunnea f. sp. 'multigermtubi' MB_m1 is the source of this 411-nucleotide messenger RNA. RefSeq names its product 40S ribosomal protein eS24. The record is from RefSeq and is a predicted model, not a curated record. Lineage: Eukaryota; Fungi; Ascomycota; Leotiomycetes; Helotiales; Drepanopezizaceae. Gene Ontology annotation, biological process: translation. Gene Ontology annotation, molecular function: structural constituent of ribosome. Gene Ontology annotation, cellular component: ribosome.
AUGGCGGACCGUGAGCAACCAGUCACUCUGCGUACGCGCAAAUUCAUCAGAAACCCCCUCCUUGGCCGCAAGCAAAUGGUUGUUGACAUCCUACACCCCAACCGCGCCAACAUCUCCAAGGAUGAACUCCGUGGCAAGCUCGCUGAGAUGUACAAGGCCAACAAGGACCAAGUGAACGUCUUUGGUCUCCAGACUCAGUUUGGUGGCGGCAAGACAACCGGUUUCGCGCUCGUCUACGAUUCCCCCGAGGCCUUGAAGAAGUUCGAACCCCACUACAGAUUGGUUCGUGUUGGAUUUGCGUCGAAGAUCGAGAAGCCCAGCAGACAACAGCGCAAGCAACGCAAGAACAGACAAAAGACUCUCCGUGGUACGGCGAAGGUCAAGGGUGCAUCCAAGAAGAAGGACAAAUAG